UUCAGUAUUUAUGGACAAGCACUGAAAGAAACAUUACAAGCCGGCCAGGACUAUAGGAACGGUCAGGAGAUCAACAAAAGAAUAUGGAACAGAACUUUUAAAGGAGUCGGCGGCCAGCUUCUGAUAAAUGCCAAUGGCGAUAGAGAAAUGGAUAUAAUGUUGGUGGAUAUGCAUCCCGAAUCGGGGGAAUUCCAGGCAGUGGGCUAUUUUUAUGGGUGGAAGGCAAAGUUUGAAUUCGCCUCUGAUACUCCCAUUCACUGGCCUUACAACAAAGGACCACCGGCAAAUCGCCCUCAAUGUGGAUUCACUGGAGAUGCAGCUGAGUGUCAAACCACAGGUACAGCUAGUGUAUCAAAGGGAAAAAUGGAUGAAAAACAUCAUCGAUGCGCGUACCCUUUGAUACCUGCAUCAAGAAAAGAAUCAUAAGUGUCAUUUCUUAUCAUUUAAAUGUUUUUAAAUCGUAAAACAAAGUUUCUUUCAUAAAAAAGCUUAAGCGUUUUUGAAAUGGCGCGUAGGAAUACUAAUACGUAACAAUGAAAACAACAACAAAACUGGCUGUGCGUUCAGGUCAGAUACAGUUACUGUGCAGAAUGAAAUGGAUUAUACACCAAAUUAAAGGUACAAUGGUUAAAAGCUGAAUUAGAAAUAACGGAAGAUAACAAGUGGUGACUGGAUUUAUGCUGCAUUGUGUUGAGGGGACGUUGGACACUGGUUGUGUCUAUGGAACGGUGGAAUGCCACUCGUCUUCAUUUCAAUAUCAAGUAAAAAGCUUAACACCUCUUCAUCUAAAUCGCCCUCGUCGUGCCCCAUAUCACGCAAUUCAAUUUCAUUAAUAUCUUCAAGAUCAAAAGUCGCCGUUUGCUCCGUCAUGUUAUCGAACUCGUAAAGCAGACGAUACAUGUAUAUAAUGGGAACUCAUGUACAU
Messenger RNA from Ostrea edulis (European flat oyster), 925 nucleotides. RefSeq names its product atrial natriuretic peptide receptor 1-like. The transcript has 4 exons. The record is from RefSeq and is a predicted model, not a curated record. The coding region runs from base 148 to 426 and encodes 92 amino acids. NCBI's taxonomy places the organism in Eukaryota, Metazoa, Mollusca, Bivalvia, Ostreida, Ostreidae.